Molecule: messenger RNA, 1468 nt
Organism: Dunckerocampus dactyliophorus (ringed pipefish)
Lineage: Eukaryota; Metazoa; Chordata; Actinopteri; Syngnathiformes; Syngnathidae
Gene: nit1
Product: nitrilase 1
Exons: 6
Coding region: 396-1343 (315 amino acids)
Molecular function (GO): hydrolase activity, acting on carbon-nitrogen (but not peptide) bonds, in linear amides
Source: RefSeq, a predicted model, not a curated record
GCACCCCGUGGAUCCACGUUGCGCUACCGAAACAGAAUCAGAACCAACAAGCAGACACAAUGUGGUCAGGGUGUACGGGGCGGUACCUGUUCGGCGGAGGGACCGGACUGUUUACCUCCGCUAGUGGUGCCUGAUUUAGUACCCGUGUUGCUACUGUUGGCUGCCAUUUUUGAAAGGGUGUUGCUGGGAAGUGAAGGGCUGCCGGUGAGAUUGCCUGUGCAGAAAUAACACGUAACAAAACUGGUUAGUUUCGUUUGCGUUAGCUAACAAUGUAAACAGACAAGGGAGUGUGUCUUCCUUUUGACGACUAAUGAGAAAGGUGACAAAAAUAGUUGCUGAUAGCAGUUAAACUUUAACAUGGAGUGAAAUGUUGACACUGUGGUUUAUUUAAACCAAUGUUCUUCUCCGUUUUGGGAUCAUUUGCAAAAGUUAGUUCCUCGCUUCCUGCUGUGACUGUGAAGCUGCACUACAGGAUGUCCAGCGGUGGCAGGUCACUCGCUGCAGUGUGUCAGUUGAACGCCACUCCAGACAAGCAGGCCAACUUGUGUGCUGCCAAAAAGCUGCUGCAGGAGGCGGCACAGCAAGGCGCCAGCAUGGCGUUCUUGCCUGAGGGCUUCGACUACAUUGGCUCCAGUCAGGAGGAGACCUUGGCGCUGUCGGAGAGCCUAGAGGGGCACACAAUGAUGCAGUAUUCUCAGAUAGCCAGGAAGUUGGACAUCUGGCUGUCUCUGGGGGGCUUCCAUGAGCGAGGGCCAGCCUGGGAGGCUGAGCAGCGAAUUUACAACAGCCAUGUGGUCAUGAACAACAAAGGUCAGAUUGUGUCCAUCUACAGGAAGUCCCACCUGUUUGACAUGGAGCAUCCUGAAAAGGCCAUCUCAAUAAAAGAAAGUGCCUUCACCAUCCCAGGACCGGCGCUCGUGUCUCCGUUCCAAACUCCUGUUGGCAAGGUUGGUUUGGGAAUCUGCUAUGAUUUAAGAUUUCCUGAGCUGUCACUGGCGCUCCAAAAGAAUGGAGCUGAGAUUCUGUCGUUCCCAUCAGCCUUCACUGGAGUCACUGGAGCUGCCCACUGGGAGGUGCUGCUACGUGCAAGAGCCAUUGAGAAUCAAUGCUACGUCCUGGCGGCGGCGCAGGUCGGCCAGCACCAUGAAAAGCGCUCAUCCUAUGGCCACACCAUGGCAGUGGACCCCUGGGGUGUGGUGAUGGGUGACUGUGGAGGAGAGAAAGCAGGGAUGCUGCUGGUGGAGGUGGACCUGGACAAGUUGAGCAGAAUCCGCACAAAUAUGCCGCUCCAAAAGCACCGCAGAGAUGAGAAGUUUUACACCACAUUGUCUGAUAACCGAUGAAAUAGUAAAACAUCAUGACAGAUGUGUGGAAAUCAAUAAUUGGAAUAGAAGUUAUAUUAUUUGUAUGUGCUAGCUCAGUGGCUUUCUCAUACCGACCAUGAUGGAAUAAAUUAAUGCUUUACAAA